This is a messenger RNA of Drosophila pseudoobscura, 772 nucleotides long. Its product is annotated as keratin-associated protein 5-3. The record is from RefSeq and is a predicted model, not a curated record. Lineage: Eukaryota; Metazoa; Arthropoda; Insecta; Diptera; Drosophilidae. The transcript has 2 exons. Bases 182 to 523 code for a protein of 113 amino acids.
AAGGCUGUUUGGGAAAUGUUUGGGUAGCUCGGAGCUCAUUCUCUGUCUAGACGUUCACCUGAAAACAUCUCUGUGAAAGAAGUGUUCCGAAAUUUGUUGUAGUUUCCAAAUUUAACACGCUGUUUUGUCCGUUUUGCCGAGAAAAUCUGAAAUAUUUUUAAAAUAGAACCAACAAAUAGCCAUGGAAGGAUACUACAGUGGCAACGGUUAUGGCAACGUCUAUUCUCAGAUGACAAUGAAGGGGAACGGCUACGGCUACUGCUCCUCUGGGAAUUGCAAUAACGGAAGCUGCUCCAACGGAAGCUGCACCAACGGAAGCUGCUCCAACGGAAGCUGCACCAACGGAAACUGCUCCAACGGAAGCUGCUCUAUUGGAAGCUGCUCCAACGGAAGCUGCUCUUCCGGCAGGUGCCAGCGCAUGGCGGCAGGAAGUCAAUACGGUGGCUACUGUUACGGAGGCAAAUGCUUUCCCGGCAGACGCGGUGGCUCGGGAAGAUCAGGUAGACCAGCGUGGACCAGCUGAUCUUCUCGGAUCCACCACACGAGCUGCUCACCCUGCAGCCUGCAAGCGGGGCAGUUUUUAAAGGACUAAUGAAAAAUUUAAGUCACACAUCUACAAAUAUUCCGUCGAGGCGCAAGAGCGAGGCGACUGGCAAAACAGCGGCGUUUCAAAUUUGAACUACACGUUUCAACCCUGUAAACACAAAAAAAAAACCAUAUCCAUGCAUACGAAUGUUUAUAGACUUGAUAAUAAUAAUUUGAAAAAAGUUUA